This is a messenger RNA of Orycteropus afer afer, 1547 nucleotides long. Its product is annotated as keratin, type I cytoskeletal 17. Gene Ontology annotation, cellular component: keratin filament. Gene Ontology annotation, molecular function: structural molecule activity. Lineage: Eukaryota; Metazoa; Chordata; Mammalia; Tubulidentata; Orycteropodidae. The record is from RefSeq and is a predicted model, not a curated record.
CUUGGGGCCUUUCUCUUCCUAUCGAGACAGCCACCUUCUUGCUCAGUGCCUAUCACCACCGCAGCCAUGACCACCACCAUCCGGCAGUUCACCUCCUCCAGCUCCAUCAAGGGCUCCUCGGGCCUGGGAGGCGGCUCCCGCACCUCCUGCCGGCUGUCUGGCAGCCUGGGUGGAGGCUCAUGCCGGUUGGGGUCUGCCAGUGGCCUGGGCAGCGCCCUCGGAGGCAGUAGCAGCUUUUCCGGCUGCUACAGCUUCGGCGCUGGCAGUGGCUAUGGUGGUGGCUAUGGUGGUGGCUAUGGCAGCAGCUUUGGGGGCGUUGACGGGCUGUUGGCAGGAGGAGAGAAGGCCACCAUGCAGAACCUCAAUGACCGCCUGGCCUCCUACCUGGACAAGGUGCGUGCCCUGGAGGAGGCCAACACCGAGCUGGAGGUGAAGAUCCGUGACUGGUACCAGAAGCGGGCCCCGGGACCUGCCCGUGACUACAGCCCCUACUACCAGACCAUCGAAGACCUGAGGAACAAGAUCCUCACAGCCACUGUGGACAAUGCCAACAUCGUGCUGCAGAUUGACAAUGCCCGUUUGGCCGCGGAUGACUUCCGCACCAAGUUUGAGACAGAGCAGGCCCUGCGCGUGAGCGUGGAGGCCGACAUCAACGGCCUGCGCAGGGUGCUGGACGAGCUGACCCUGGCCAGAGCCGACCUGGAGAUGCAGAUCGAGAACCUCAAAGAGGAGCUGGCCUACCUGAAGAAGAACCAUGAGGAGGAGAUGAACUCCUUGAGAGGCCAGGUGGGCGGUGAGAUCAAUGUGGAGAUGGAUGCUGCUCCUGGCGUGGACCUGAGCCGCAUCCUUUCUGAGAUGCGUGACCAGUACGAGAAGAUGGCAGAGAAGAACCGCAAGGAUGCUGAGGACUGGUUCUUCAGCAAGACAGAGGAGCUGAACCGCGAGGUGGCCACCAACAGUGAGCUGGUGCAGAGUGGCAAGAGUGAAAUCUCCGAGCUCCGGCGCACAAUGCAGGCCUUGGAGAUUGAGCUGCAGUCUCAGCUCAGCAUGAAAGCAUCCCUGGAGGGCAGCCUGGCAGAGACAGAGAACCGCUACUGCGUGCAGCUGUCUCAGAUCCAGGGCCUGAUUGGUAGCGUGGAGGAGCAGCUGGCCCAGCUGCGCUGUGAGAUGGAGCAGCAGAAUCAGGAAUACAAGAUCCUGCUGGACGUGAAGACCCGGCUGGAGCAGGAGAUCGCCACUUACCGCCGCCUGCUGGAGGGCGAGGAUGCCCACCUGACUCAGUACAAGCCCAGAGAACCUGUGACCACCCGCCAGGUGCGCACCAUCGUGGAGGAGGUCCAGGAUGGCAAGGUCAUUUCCUCCCACGAGCAGAUCCACCACAGCACCCGCUGAGAAUGUGGCUUCCUUGGCCAGCCCACUGGGUGGUGGAGAGGUGGCCACCCCAUCUGUCCUGCAGCCUCUGGCCUCCCUGGCCUCAGCCCCCCUGCUUCAAUACCUUUCCCACACUCCCCUGCCUGAUUCCAAUAAAGCUUGUUGACUCUCAUAUG